AUUUUUUAUUUAAUAAUGUUGUUUUUUAUAAAUAAUAAAUAUUUAAAUUUAAUUAUUAGUAAUUUAAUUAUAGUUAUAUUAUUAUUUAAUUUAUUUAAUUUUAGUUGAAUUGAAUGAAUUAUUUAUAUAUGAAAUUUUAGAUUCAAUAAUUAUUCAUAUGGAUUAAUAAUAUUGACUUUAUGAAUUUUUAGAUUAAUUUUUUUAUCAUUAAAUAAUAAUAGAAUUAAUUGUUUAUUAAUUAAUUUAUUAUUAAUAAUAUCUUUAUUAUUUGUGUUUAUAUCAAUAAAUUUUUUAUUAUUUUAUUUAUUUUAUGAAUUAGGAUUAUUAAUUAUUUUUUAUAUAGUAGUAAAAUGAGGGUAUAGUGAAAAUCGAUGAUUAGCAGGAUUUUAUUUAAUAUUUUAUACUAUAGUAUUUUCUUUACCUAUAUUAUAUAUUAUUUAUUAUAUUUAUUGAAUGAAUAAUAGAUUAAAUUUUAUAUUAAUAGAAAUAUUAAAUUUUAAUUUAAAUUUUAUAUUAUUUAUAUAUUUAUUAAUGUCAUUUUUAGUUAAAAUUCCUAUUUAUAUAUUUCAUGGAUGAUUAUUAAAAGCUCAUGUUGAAGCUCCAUAUUAUGGAUCAAUAAUUUUAGCAUCAAUUAUAUUAAAAUUAGGGGGAUAUGGAAUAUUACGGAUAAUAAUAAUAAUAAAGUUUGAAUUUAUUUAUUUUAGAAAAAUUUUAAUUGUAGUAAAUUUAUUUGGAGUAUUAAUUUUAAGAUUAAUAUGUUUAAUGCAAUAUGAUAUAAAAUCUAUUAUUGCAAUUUCUUCAAUUGUUCAUAUAGGAUUAAUAAUUAUAAGAAUAUUAACAUUUUUUAAAUUAAGAUUAAUUGGUAGAUAUAUAAUAAUAGUUUCUCAUGGAUUAAGAUCUUCUGGUUUAUUUUUUUUAGUAAAUGUAAUUUAUAAGCAAACUAAUAGGCGGUUAAUAUUUGUAAAUAAGGGAAUAAUUAAUUUUAUACCAUCUAUAUCUUUAAUGUGAUUUAUGUUAUGUUCAUCAAAUAUGGGAUCUCCUGUAUCAUUAAAUUUAGUUAGAGAGGUGAUGUUAAUAAUUGGAUUAAUUUUUUGAUUAAAAUAUUUAUUUAUUAUUUUAAUGAUAUAUUGUUUAUUUAGAUUUAUUUAUUCAGUUUAUUUAUUUAUAAUUAUUAAUCAUGGAAAAAAUUAUAUUAAUUUUAAAAUUAAUAAUAGAAUAAUAAUUGAUUAUUAUAUUUUAUUAAUACAUUGAAUUCCAUUAAAUUUAAUAUUUUUAAAAUUAUAUUUUAUUUAUUUAAAUAGUUUAAUUAAAAUAUUGAUUUGUGAAAUCAAUGAUAUAAAUUUUUAUUUAUUUUAA
This is a messenger RNA of Apis laboriosa (Himalayan honeybee), 1356 nucleotides long. The record is from the annotation of a RefSeq genome assembly. NCBI's taxonomy places the organism in Eukaryota, Metazoa, Arthropoda, Insecta, Hymenoptera, Apidae.